AUGGAAAAUCUACACCAAGAAAAUAUGUUUGAAAUCCGUAGACCGAAGAAAGUUCGUCGUAAUUUAUCUCAACAAAUGAGAAAGAAUAUGAUGGAAGUGGAUAUGACGUCAUCACCAAUAUGUUACAAUAAGAAUAAGAUAGUACAAGUUAGAAAUGAAGAAAUAAAAGAAGAAAUAAAUGAAAGACAAGAAGAUGAACGAAUUAAAUCAGCUGUAGAAAGAUUAUCAGAUGAUGUAGAAUUAAUAGCUGAUUGUAGUCGACCUUAUAGUCUACCUACUGUAUGUGGUAAACAUAAAGAUCUCAAGUCUAUUUCACCUCAAACU
This is a messenger RNA of Lottia gigantea (owl limpet), 324 nucleotides long. RefSeq lists its product as hypothetical. The transcript has 2 exons. Lineage: Eukaryota; Metazoa; Mollusca; Gastropoda; Lottiidae. The annotation marks the transcript as partial. The record is from RefSeq and is a predicted model, not a curated record.